AUUGAAAUGGAUGCCAUCAUUACACUGAACCCCCACCUGGCACCACCGGUUUGUGAAGACAGCUCAACUGAUCCCAAAUUAUCUAAAAUCCCUUUGAAAAACAGUAGACAGGAAGAGGCCAUGGAGGAAGACGAGGAUCCUCCUAGUAGUGCCAGCUCAUGCUCUUAUGCAAAUGGCAAUGCAGAAAACAUUCCAGAGCGCAGGCAUCAGGGGAGGCGCACUGGACGGCAGAGUGCUUCCAGCAGACACAGUGAAAAGAGAAGUAUGGCAGCCCCAACAGAAGGAGCCAGAGUCGUGGCAAAAGCCCCUUCUGCUAAAUCACGACCCAGCUUUGCUGUUAACCCCAAACCUAAUCCUUCAUCCCAUCAGAAUGGCCAGCCAGAUACAGGUCCAGCAUCAUCAGAUUCUCGCAAAUCUUUGGUGCCUACCUCCAACAACGCAGUAUUUUACAAUCCAGCACGGAGGAAAUCCAACUGCGUAAAGGAGGUAGAAAAAAUUAAACAGAAGCGUGAUGACAGACGUGCUGCCCACAUGGCCAUCAAAGAACAAUAUGAGAGCCACUUCGACACUAGUGAUCCGAACUGGGAAUUUCUAGCCAUGAUCAAAGACUUCAGAAGCAAUUUGGAGUACCGUCCCAUUACAACAUCUGACUCCCCAGAAAAUCAUCAAAUUUGUGUAUGUGUGAGAAAAAGACCUCUGAGCAAAAAAGAGAUGGGCAGGAAUGAAGCUGAUGUGAUAACAGUUCCCAACAAAGAGAAUGUGAUAGUUCAUGAGCCCAAACUCAAAGUGGAUCUCACGAAGUACUUAGAAAAUCAACAGUUUCGGUUUGACUACGCUUUUGACGAACAUGCAUCUAAUGACAUUGUUUACAGGUACACAGCACAGCCCCUUGUUGAAUGUAUAUUUGAAGGUGGAAUGGCCACUUGUUUUGCCUAUGGGCAAACAGGUAGUGGUAAGACACAUACAAUGGGUGGUGAUUUUUCCAGUAAGGGACAGCAAGACUGUUCAAAAGGGAUCUACUUGUUAGCAGCGAAAGAUGUUUUCAGAUUGUUAAAUUCAAAGUACAAGAAAUUAGAUCUGGUGGUUGGGGCAAGCUUUUUUGAAAUCUACAGUGGAAAGGUAUUUGAUCUCCUGAAUGAAAAAGCAAAAUUGAGAGUUCUGGAAGACCACAAGAACCAGGUGCAAGUGGUGGGGCUGAGAGAAGAAGCUGUGACCAACACAGAGCAGGUCCUACAGCUGAUUCAGCACGGAAACAAUGUUAGGACAUCCGGACAGACGUCAGCAAACCAGCACUCAUCUCGCUCUCAUGCUGUCUUUCAAAUUAUUCUACGACAAAGAGUCCGUAAUAAAAUUCAUGGAAAAUUUUCUCUCAUUGACUUAGCAGGUAAUGAACGUGGAGCAGAUACUUCAAGUUCUGACAGAAAUACAAGGAUGGAAGGAGCAGAGAUCAACAAAAGUCUUCUUGCUCUCAAAGAGUGCAUAAGAGCAUUAGGCAGAAAGGGUGCACACUUGCCUUUUCGAGCUAGUAAACUAACACAGGUGUUGAGAGAUUCUUUCAUUGGGGAUAAAUCCAGAACCUGCAUGAUCUCUAUGAUAUCUCCAGGGAUGAGCUGCUGCGAGCAUACAUUAAAUACUCUGCGAUAUGCUGAUAGAGUGAAGGAGCUGGGGCCUGGAGGACCCGUGGAGGGGAAAACAUCGGACGUGAACCAAGAAUAUCCCAAACUUCCUGAUGGGACAUCUCCACAAAACUCUGACUUGGCUCUCCUCAAAACUUCUAAUGCAGAAGAAGUAACAGAAGAACUGUUGACAUUCCAUCAAGCAUUGAACAAGAUGCAGGAGAUGGAGGAGGUCCUUGUUGACGAGUACAAGGCUUAUCUAGAGGAAUCUCAAAAGUGGAUCCAAGAAGAUAAGCGACUGGUAAAAAUGACAGACAACGUGGAGUAUGAUGUUGAAGAGUUUGCCAAACAGUUGGAUACAUACUUAGCUAGACGGCAUCAAGCUAUAUCUUCUCUAAGAGAAAAAGUUGCGACAUUCCGUCAAGAAAUUCAAGAAGAAGAAACGCUGAGUAAGAACAUCAAGCCCACACAGUACAACCGCAAGUAG
Molecule: messenger RNA, 2103 nt
Organism: Candidula unifasciata
Lineage: Eukaryota; Metazoa; Mollusca; Gastropoda; Stylommatophora; Geomitridae
Source: the annotation of a GenBank genome assembly